AUGCUCACUAACCGAGAAGCUCAGAUUGACGCGGAGCAGGUCUCCAGCCAACAUUCGGUCUGGCGCGAUGUGUACCGUAUUAUGCGUUGCCCUAGGCCUCCAUGUCGCCAUAAAGGACAAUACUGUUGGCAAGAUCCAGAGGGGAAGAGGCACCAUAGGUUGAAGACACACCAUCUUAAGGCCCUUAUUAAAUACGUGGAGCAAGGUGGAGUUCUCGAGACGCACGAUGACGUUCCUAACAGUGUUCGCGAGCAGCUCUAUGCCGAGGAGAACCAGCGAGUGGACAAAAAUAAGAAGGCCGCGGAUAACUCUGCAAUUGCUUCAAUGUGCCCUCCCAUCAAUAUCAACAAUUUCCUUCCAGCUAGAACAUCUCAGCAGUCGACACCUCCUCUUUCAGCAAAUGAGGCUACGCCAGCCAAGUCCAGCUAUCCUAAACCAAUCAUAAUCCACGGGCCGCUUGAUGUCGCUGUGGAAGAAUAUGCCGAAUGGCAGCUAUCACGGGCGAGCAACGAGAUGUUUCGAGAUAGUAUCAACAAAGCACGGGAUGUGACUCUCGAGAAUUGUCUCGAUCUCAUGCAAGUACACGAGGAUCAAGACCCGGAUUUCUUCGUCAAGCACGGCGUGAAAGUAGGUGCUGCACGACGGUUUGUCCGUGACAUUGGCCUCUGGGUGAAACGACGCAAAGAAGUCACUUUCCAUAGCAGCCUCUCGGACUAG
Molecule: messenger RNA, 717 nt
Organism: Penicillium pulvis
Lineage: Eukaryota; Fungi; Ascomycota; Eurotiomycetes; Eurotiales; Aspergillaceae
Exons: 1
Coding region: 1-717 (238 amino acids)
Source: RefSeq, a predicted model, not a curated record